This is a messenger RNA of Dovyalis caffra, 1245 nucleotides long. NCBI's taxonomy places the organism in Eukaryota, Viridiplantae, Streptophyta, Magnoliopsida, Malpighiales, Salicaceae. The record is from the annotation of a GenBank genome assembly.
AUGAAUAACCUCUUUACUGCCUUAAGGUUUCCAGAGUCAGAGGAAAAUCAAUACAUAAUGAAGAGUAUCAUGCGGGUUCUAGGGGUUGCUGAAAUAACUCCUGAGAUUGCUGGACCUUGCAUUGCUGGAUUGACUUCUAUUCUGGCUGAAGUUUGCAAGAACCCGAAGAAUCCAAUUUUCAAUCACUAUCUCUUUGAGUCAGUGGCUGUUCUUGUAAGGCGGGCAUGUGAGAGAGAUCUCUCUCUCAUACCAUCUUUUGAAACAAGACUGUUUCCUAGACUCCAGGAGAUCUUGGGAAAUGAUGUGACUGAGUUUUUGCCUUAUGCAUUCCAGCUCUUGGCUCAACUUGUUGAGUUGAAUAGACCACCCAUCUCAGAUACUUACAUGGAAAUUUUUAAACUUCUCUUGUCUCCAGAUUCAUGGAACAGAAAUUCAAAUGUCCCAGCCCUUGUGCGUCUCCUUCAGGCUUUUCUUGGGAAAGCACCUGAGAAGGUCAACCAAGAAGGGAGACUAGCCCAGGUGCUUGGCAUAUUUAACAGGCUUGUGUCAGCCCCAAGCACUGAUGAACAAGGCUUCUAUGUGCUGAACACUGUUAUUGAGAAUCUUGACUAUGGAGCGAUUGCUCCCUAUGUUGGUCACAUCUGGAAUGCCCUAUUCACUCGCUUGCUAAAUAAACGCACAGUAAAGUUUAUCAAGUCUCUUUUGAUCUUCAUGUCACUCUUUUUGGUCAAGCAUGGCUCUGCGAACCUUGUGGACUCUAUGAAUUCAGUGCAAGCUGGUAUAUUUAUGGCGAUUUUGGAGCAGUUCUGGAUACCUAAUCUCAAACUAAUCACUGGGCCCAUUGAGGUUAAGUUAGUAUCAGUUGCCUCGAUCCGACUUAUCUGUGAAUCUCCUGCCCUUUUGGAUGCUGGGGCCGUUAGACACUGGGGGAAAAUGCUGGACAGUAUUGUAACUCUCCUUUCACGACCAGAGGAGGAUAGAGUUGGAGAUGAACCCGAAAUGCCAGAUAUUGCUGAAAAUGCAGGUUAUACUGUUGCAUUUGUCAAUCUUUACAAUGCUGGAAAGAAGGAGGAGGAUCCUUUGAAGAACAUAAAAGAUCCUAAGGAAUUCUUAGCUACUUCAUUAGCGGAGCUUUCUGCUCGUUCACCUGGGAGGUUUCCCCAGAUCAUCAAUGAAAAUCUGGAUCCACCAAAUCGAGCAGCAUUGUUCCAGAUUUGCAGCACUUACAGCUGUCCAAUUGUUUAA